AUGUACUUACGCAAAUGGAGUCCAGUAAAAUAUUUGAUGUACCUAUGGCUUGCAAUUCUGGUUUGGAUGUUCUCUCGGUGUGAUAGUGCCGCCACGAUGCACCUGGCACCGCCACCGUACCAUAGCAGCGGCUACCAGAGCACACCCGGUGGCCACUCCAGUAGCAUUAGCGGCAGCAGCAGCAUUAACAGCAUUAGCAGCAGUAGCAGUAGUGGUAGAUAUGUUAGUGAUAGCAGUAGAACAACACCUAGCAUUAGUAGUCGCGCACCCGCGGACGGUGCGCACCGGGUGGAAAGUUUGGCCGGCGGUGCGAUACCGCCCCGGUUAUAUGAUGCACUAACACACCCACUGCCACUACUGCCCCGGCCGAGCCGCGCCACCAGCAGCACCGGGAGUCAGUAUCCGGGCCGCAGUAAUCCGCAAGCGUCUGCAGUGCAGAGCCUUCGACGCAACAGUGCCAACACCAAAUUGAGCCAGAAGGAGCCACACUUGCCCGGCCGGCACUUACCAAACCAAUUGUACCAAAUGCUGGCGCCAGGCCGCACGGUUGCCGUUGCGAAUUCCGGUGCGACUGCUCCGUCCAAGGGAGAGUCAUCCACUGAUAGCAGUAGUAUUAUUGGUAGCUCAGACGCUACCGUAGCGGAACGUUCGUUGCAACAGCAAUGGGCUGCGGAGAUGCGUCUGAAAGGUGAGCGACGCCGAAUACACCGGAGGCGCUGGCGAAACAGCGGAAAUCCUCUAGCCAUUCGCAACCGGAGAGACUCGGCAAUACCAACCGGUGGGUACGGUAUGAGAUCGUCCACAGCCGUCAGCCAACGGCACACGGUAAGACCCCAGCGAAGAAAUGGUACCGGUGCGGGUGGUUCCGGUGGUCCCGGCACACGCCGGUACUGUUCCGCACGUGAUCCGGCGACGCUCGCAUUUGAGGCACCGAUGGUAUGCGAAGCGAAGGUAAAAUCGAUGAGCGAUCGGCGGCCCGCCUUUGCCGCUACCUUCGAGGUGCUGACGGUGUACAAGCUGCCACUGAAGGGUCACCUACAGCGGAGCCGUACCUUGCGGUUGCAGUUCAACCUGACCACCACGAACGAUUGCGACAUCUUUCGGGGGAAGUUCCGCGAGCGUGGCUUCGUGCGCGAGGAGCUUGAGCUGGGCAAGGUGUACUUCCUGUUUUUGAAACCAAGUACGGGCUACAUCAACUUCACCAUCCUCGGACAGCCGAUUCGCAAAACCAAACGAUCCGAGGCCGGAGUGCUGCAGGGCGUCGACCCUAAAUACGGUACCCGGCCGGCGAUCCUUUCCAUCACACCCAACGUGACACGCUCCGAGGGUAAACGGGUACGGUUGGUGUGCAAAGUCGACGGUCAGCCACCGCCGAAGGUAGCCUGGUUCAAAGAUAAGCGGCUGAUCAACCGGAACGCCACCAAGUACGGCCAAGUGCAUCUCAAGAAGCGGUCCGAGCUGACCAUCUUUAACGCCAGCACGUCGGAUGCUGGAGAGUACGAGUGUCGGGCUAAAAAUAGAUUUAGCAAUUCGUCCGUCUUCAACUCGACGCUCGUUACAAUUACCUUGCCAAAAUCGACCACUCCCGCGAGCCAAGUGCGGCCUUGCCCCGACAGCCAUCAGUACGACUUCUGCCAUAAUGGCGGCGUUUGCUACAACAUUUCCAGCAUCGGGGAGCUAUAUUGCAACUGCGUAACGGGAUUUUCCGGCCAUCGGUGCGAAAAUAAGGACAGCAACCCUCCGGCUUCGACGCACAAGCAGCGGGACUGUACAUCACAGCGAUACGCAGGACGCCUGUACACCGAAUGUAUGGACUUUUUCGUGAUGGAUUCCCCAGCACCGGCAAUGUACGAGUACGAUGAAGAGGAACAUUGA
Anopheles marshallii is the source of this 1875-nucleotide messenger RNA. RefSeq names its product protein vein (gene vn). Gene Ontology annotation, molecular function: signaling receptor binding. Gene Ontology annotation, biological process: animal organ development; nervous system development; intracellular signal transduction. NCBI's taxonomy places the organism in Eukaryota, Metazoa, Arthropoda, Insecta, Diptera, Culicidae. The record is from RefSeq and is a predicted model, not a curated record. The coding region runs from base 1 to 1875 and encodes 624 amino acids. The transcript is spliced from 6 exons.